Molecule: messenger RNA, 1333 nt
Organism: Onthophagus taurus
Lineage: Eukaryota; Metazoa; Arthropoda; Insecta; Coleoptera; Scarabaeidae
Gene: Ubc4
Product: Ubiquitin conjugating enzyme 4
Molecular function (GO): protein binding
Source: RefSeq, a predicted model, not a curated record
UGUUUACGACUUUGCAGAGUGGGAAUUAGGCAUAUUCAGUUCGGCGUUGAUUAGUUUUAAUUCACCGAACGAUUAAAAUUCGUUAAAACAAACGGUUUUUGAUCGAAUAUAUUAUUGAAAAUAUUCUAUUUCGGAUUGAAAUGUGAAAAAAUCGAAUUUUUUGCAAGUCACCAGAAUCUACGUAAAAGUGGGUUGGCUAACUUGAUCAAAAAAAAUAAACCUUUCAACUUUUCACGUCAGAUAACUUCACUGUAAAUUACAAAGUGUGAAAGUCAGUCAGUUAAAAAAAAAUUUCAUUUCUUUCCAAAAACAUUAGACGCCCAUUCAAAAUCCAUUUCGCGCCCUCACGUCUUUUAUGUUAUGAUAGCUCAAUUAUAACAACCGUAAUGGCCAACAUCGCUGCGCAAAGAAUCCAACGUGAGUUUAAAGAGGUUAUUAAAAGUGAAGAGGUUGCAAAAUGCGCCAUUAAAGUUGAACCGGUCAAUAAUAGUUACACUGAGUUGAAAGGUGAAAUUGCCGGACCACCAGAUACACCUUACGAGGGUGGUAAUUUUAUAUUGGAAAUAAAAAUACCUGAAACAUAUCCGUUUAAUCCACCGAAAGUUCGGUUCAUUACAAAAAUAUGGCACCCCAAUAUCAGUUCUGUAACGGGAGCGAUUUGUUUGGAUAUAUUAAAAGAUCAAUGGGCAGCUGCAAUGACGUUAAGAACAGUUUUAUUAUCAUUACAAGCACUACUUUCAGCGGCGGAACCAGAUGAUCCACAAGAUGCUGUUGUUGCGCGACAAUUUAAAGAGGAUUUGGAUAUGUUUCAAAGAACAGCUAGUCACUGGACGAACGUUUAUGCGGGGGGUCCACAAGAAAAUCCAGAAUUUGAUGAUAAAAUUAAACGGUUACAAGAUAUGGGUGUUGAUGAACAUCAAGCAAGAGUUGCACUGUCAUCCUACAAUUGGAACCUAGAACGAGCGACAGAACAGUUGUUUAGUUAGUAAAGGAUACUUUAUAUACUACAGACGAGGUUGCCAUUGCGCUGAUAUUUGUAAAGACAGAACGACGACAUUAGAAUUAUUCGAUUUAUUAAAACAAAUGAGAACAAGCGGACUCGGAAGUGUAUAUAAAGCUUUUUAUUACUUAGGAUUUUUUUUUCUUUUUUGAAAUAAAGGACUGUUUGUAUAACCUUGGACAUUUUUCAUUUUUUAAACAGGAUAAUCUACAAUUUCUGUUUCUUCCAGAUCUUUGCUGUAUUUUUAAUCUUUUUAAAGCAAUUGUUGGUAUUAAAGAUACAUUUCUUAUGAGAGUUUGUGAUAUUACUAAAAUAUAGAUUACUUGAAAGACA